This is a messenger RNA of Bradysia coprophila, 865 nucleotides long. RefSeq names its product methyltransferase-like protein 27. The record is from RefSeq and is a predicted model, not a curated record. NCBI's taxonomy places the organism in Eukaryota, Metazoa, Arthropoda, Insecta, Diptera, Sciaridae.
ACUCAAAAAACACAUUCUCAUGCUCGUAUAAGUAUUUCGUAAUAAAACGUAAAUGUGUAGCUUAUAAUUCGGUUGGAUGAGCAUAUGUUUUGACAGAAUUGAAAGCAAAACCGAAGUGCUAGCAUCGAAAGGAACAUAUUACUUGUAACAAACCGCAAAAUGACCGACAAAUGCCACAAACAUUCCCAUCAUUCUCAUCAUAAGUCAGGUGAUAGAUUAGAAAUGGCUCACUCCCACAACACCUGGAAAGCUGAUGACUAUGAGCAGAAACUGAAAGUGAUGAACUACAAUGGUCAUAAACUGGCGGUCAAUCAUUUUGUCGAAUUUGGUGUCCCUAAGGAUGCGAAAAUUCUAGAUCUGGCUGCGGGAACGGGUUUAGUUGGUUUCGAGCUAAGUGAAAACGGUUACACUAACAUUGAUGCACUCGAUGGAAGUGAUGAAAUGCUAGUUGUUGCUAAGGAAAGGAAUUGCUAUCAGAACGUAAUGACUCAUCUAAUUCAAAAAUCUACAAAACUUCCCAUCGCCGACCACACCUAUGAUCAUAUCGUCAUGUCUGGUGCGUUAUGUCACAUCGAUUUCGAGAAUCUUCCGGCGAUAAUCAAAACUUGUAAACCAGGUGGCAUCAUUUGCUGGGCCAUAGGGCAGUCUGAGGAUCUAGUACGCAUUGAGCCGAAGUUUAAGGACGGACAUUUUGAGCAGUACAUUGAAAGUCUUUGUGCGGAAAAACUGUGGGAAUUUGUUGCCGGUUUUCCGAAACGGGUUAACAAUUAUGCAAUGGAAAGAGAUGGAUGGGUUUAUGCCAUGAAAGUAUUGUAACUGUUAUACUAAUGUGAAAUAAAUAUUUUGAAUAAAACAUGUCACCGAA